ACCCCACCCCAUCCUCCCACAUUGGAGUACGGGGUCCGGGCGGGCAGCGAUUUGAGCCAUCUCCCGACGGGGACCCGCGCGCAGUCCCGAACCGCUUGUCGCUCAUCCACGACGAUCCAUCCCCCUCAGGUAUCCGGUCAUGCCAGCACCAGAGAAGCCCAGAAUGAGAACACGUCGACCACGCGGCUGAGGAGUCCCGGGUGCCUCGGAGCCGCCCGAUGAAAAGACUGCACAGGAUGCCCGGAGCCUCCCUCGACAGAGCACGGGCCUGCAAACUCACCGAGCUCGAGCCCCGCACAGUCAAGGGCUCCGAGGGAUGCAACAGCGGUGGCGGAAGCGGCGGCAGCCGCGCCUCCGGCCGAGGUGAGCUCGGGCCCAACGAGAUGGGCAGCGUCGCUCGCUUCCCCAAGCUCGACGAGUGCGCGCACUUCCAUUACGAGCACGUGGAGCUCGGGCAGCUGGAGGUCUCGAUGGCCGAGACCGGCGAGCCGGACAGCUUCACCGUGCGCGUCACAUCGGGCGACGCCUGCUGGACCCUCCAGCGCAGCCGCGAGGAGCUGCUCAUGCUCGACCGUCAGCUGCAUCGCUGUAUCUUCGACCGCGAGUUCUCAAUGCUGCCGGAUCUGGAGGAGGAGCACGUGGAAGCCGCGGCGGAGACCCUCGAGCGGCUACGCGCUUACCUGCGCCGCUUCUCCGAGCUUAGCCACGAGGGCCUCAAUUGCGGCCCAGUGCUCAAUUGGCUGCAGCUCGACAACCGAGGCCGGCGCAUCCUCGUACCCGAGGCCGAUUCCUGUCCGAUAAACACGCCCGCUGUCGCUGCAGCCUAUGCCGUGCGACCAUAUCGGGCCCAGGCCCAGGACGAACUCUCUUUCCAAAUCGGCGACAUGAUAUCCGUUAUCGACAUGCCACCCGCGGGUGAGAGCAGUUGGUGGCGGGGCAAGCUCGGUUUCGCCGUUGGCUUCUUUCCCGCGGAGUGCGUGGCCGUAUUUGGCGACAAGCUACCGCGUCGCUUGGCUCUCGCGACCUCCGGUCAGCAACCGCACGAGCGACUCCAGCCGGGGCGACUCCAGCCGGUCAAGCCGGUGCUCCGUAAACACGGCAAGCUCAUAGCCUUCUUUCGCUCGUUCAUUCUUAAUCGACCGUCGCGGCGACGCCUCAAGCAAUCGGGCAUCCUGCGAGAGCGCGUCUUCGGCUGCGAUCUCGGUGAGCACCUGCUGAAUUCCGGUCGCGAGGUGCCGUGCGUCCUCAGCUGCUGCGCCGAGUUCAUCGAGCGCCACGGCCUCGUCGACGGCAUCUACCGGCUGAGCGGCGUCGCCUCCAAUAUCCAGCGGCUGCGACACGCUUUUGACGAGGACCGACCGCCGACUCUCCAGACCGACGGAGGCAUCCGUCAGGACAUCCACUCAGUCGCCUCCCUCCUGAAGAUGUACUUUCGCGAGCUGCCGAACCCCCUCUGCACCUACCAGCUGUACGCGGCUUUCGUCGGGGCGGUACGGCCCGCGGGCGAAGCCGAGCGAUUACGGCGGAUGCGCGAGGCUGUGCGGGAGCUACCACCGCCGCACUAUCGCACCCUCGAAUACCUAGUCCGGCAUCUGGAACGCGUGGCCGCGCGCGGCGACGAGACCGGCAUGACGGCGCGUAACCUCGCCAUCGUCUGGGCACCGAACCUCCUUCGCUCGAAGGAACUCGAGCUCGCAGGCGUCGCUGCCCUCCAGGGCGUUGGCGUUCAAGCCGUCGUCACGGAGUUCCUCAUACGUUACGCGGAGCUCGUGUUUGCAGCCGCGGGCCAGAGGCCCAAAUCCCUCGCGGUCGCCGCGGGCUCGAAGCGUCUGCUGAGCCUCGAGGAGGCGCGGAAUCGCUCGCUGCCCGCGGAGCCGGCACUCCUGGAGGUCGGCGCGGGAUCGGCCGGACUUCCGGCUCGCUACCACACGAUCAUCGAGCUGCCCCCGGGCGGACAACCUCGUCGGCGCGGCGCUGGCGGCGGUGCUACCGGCGGAUCAAAACGCUCGCCCUCGCUUAACUGGCGUGCUCUCUUCGGGGGCCGACAGGCGGCCAAGGCCCACGUGGUCCCAGAACCGAGGCUUCGCCCUGUCAAGAGCGCCGACAGCCUUGAGGGCCUGCCGGAGGAUGGUUUGGGCCCGUUGCCGAUGGGCCCGACAGGCACCCGCUCUUGUGGACACAGCCGCUCGGUAUCACACGACUCGUAUUUCGAGCAACUCGGGGAGCAAUCAACGGAGCUUCCGGGGUUAGAGGGACCGGUGCCGGGGCUGCCUGGAGCCGCUGGUUCCAGGCGAAAACGAUCGCGCCUCGAGGAGCGGCUUCAGUGCGAAGCGGAGCUCCGCUUCAUCGACAGCCAGAGCCCGGAUCAGGUUAUGCUCUCUGCGGACGUGCACGAAAUGGAAAGUCCAUCGCCACUACCGACACCGGGAUACUUGCCGCUGCUGUCGGAAGGAUCGACGCCGAUCACGCCAACCAAGGGUUCGGCGCCUUUGGAGCCGCUUGACCAAGAGAUGAGGCCAUGCGAGCGGUUAUUGGGUGGUACCAGUAUAGUGGAAUUCCAUAGGCUGGACUGCAUUCCGAGCAGAUUGCAUCGAGAGGAGCCAGCACGCAAAAUUGGAACCGUUGUCGAAAGUCCCCGAGGACAGCCAACUGACGCCAAUAAUAGCAAUUUAUCGAGCUCGCAAAGCAUGACUGAUUUGGAUUCAUUAAUGACGUAUGAGCAAAGCUACCAAUACAGUUCGAAUUCAAAUUUCAUUCCCUUAGAUCCCCGAGAGAAAGUGACGAGCUUUUCGUCGGGACAAGCGCCUAAUUAUGUUAACGAUUUAAGAAACGCUAAUAAGUGGCUCAUGACAGAUCUACCGUCAGAUACGAUAUCUCCAUCCAAUGGUGCAGAUGAAAGUCAAUUGCAUCGGAUUGCGAUCACAAAGAAUACGCAAAUGUUAGCCGUGGAGGAGUGCUCGUCCGGUUCAAGUACGCCCAAGAGCUGUCAGGAAUCUAUGUGUUAUUCAGUAUCCGAUGGCACUUAUAAUUGUGAAGGAAAUGCGCAGUCAACGAAUUCUAACUUUGAUUCUCCGUGCGAGGACAGUGGCUCAAAUGUAACGCAAAAUCGAAAUUCUGAUCAAGUUGAUCAAACAGAGAUGUUAGUGUCGAUGAAGGCGAGUAUACUUCUUCCAAAACGUGAUUUAAUAACUAAUAAAAGCAGUUGCGAUACCUCGGUGUGUCAAAUGGCAUUGAAUGUCAAAAAUCUUUCGAAUUAUCAAAAUGAUCCAAUAGCCAGUUGGAACCCUUUAUUAGAUAAGUCAAACCGGCGCGAAAAUAAUCAAAACGAGAUGGACAAAUCCAUUGACACCCCAGAUCAGAGUAAUCGAUUCUUGAAUGAAGUCAAGUACGACAACGCGCAAGCGAUUCCUUUGGCGCUUGAACGGCAGGAGAAAGCUGCCGAACGAAGUAAUUGUGAUGAAUCAAAAGAAAGCCAAAAGAGCCGUAGCGAAUCUUUCAGACAAACUACAAAUCGUAGCAGUGUUUGUACUACACAUACCGAGUAUAAUACAAAAAGCAUCAGUCAGCAACAAUCUAGUAGUCCGAGUAGCCCUCAACGCACCAGAAUACAAGACGACGUUGAUGUCGUUAUCCCUUCUGAAAGUGCGGCUGUAGAACCCGAAGAAAUGGCUCAUGUUCCAGAUAUGCUUUCCGUAAACAUUACCCUUGAUACUCCGUGCACAGUCUCUACAUCCAGCACCACGAGUCUUGUACGAGACUCCAUUAUACAUAAAGACACCGCCACUAUUUUGCAAGAGCUGGCAUUGCAGAGGUUAUCCGGUGGAGACAGAGUCGAGCCAAUUUCAACAAGAAGGCGAUACGACUCCGACCUCGUGCGUGAUAGGCGAAGCUUCGAUUCGGAAAUAGGACGAGAAAUUGUACGCGAACACAAAAUGAAACAGGAGCUUGAGAAUGCGAGAGGAAAAUUCGACGACGCUCCGGCGGCCCAUCUACCUCCAUGCUUGCGAGCCCGCCACGCCCGGGCGACUAGAGCCGCGCUUAGCCGCUCUCUCGACGAGGCUAAGUUCAAUAAGAUGACCAACAGCGCAGUCGGUAUGGGUGACCAGCAGCCGCAGAUCAAGCCAGAGACGCCCCAGCAGCACAGCUCGACACCCAACGUCGGCAGCAAGUCAAGCUCCCAGACCGGAGCCUCCGCCGAGCGGUCGAUACAGUCGCUUAACAAGAACCUCGGUCUCGAUCUCGACGACCCGCGCUGCCGCGAACGGAUCGAAAAGUACAAAGAGGAGAGGCGGACUUUCCUGAGGGACAAGUACAGGUCCGAGAGCUUUCGGGCGACGGGGAGUUCGUCGACGGCGAGCGAAAGCGCGAACAGCAAAGAGGACGGAGAGCAAGCCUUGCUGGCGAGACUGAAACAGCGAGCUUCCAGACCCUCUCUACUUUGACCCCCGACCCCUUCAUUACACCGAACGACCAGUUGAAUAUUAAUUAUUGUACCAAGCCAUGGAUUAUGGAAAUAUAGAACAAGCCUAAUUGUUACAAAGUCGUGCAAUGAACUUUUAUGAACUAUAUAUUAUUAGAGAAAUUUUUUAACGAAUGAGUUUAAUACUGCACGAUGCGUUAAUACGUUGAUACGUUAAUAUCCUCUUUUUCUUUAUAUAUAUAU
Molecule: messenger RNA, 4663 nt
Organism: Ceratosolen solmsi marchali
Lineage: Eukaryota; Metazoa; Arthropoda; Insecta; Hymenoptera; Agaonidae
Product: GTPase-activating protein CdGAPr-like
Exons: 7
Coding region: 219-4442 (1407 amino acids)
Biological process (GO): small GTPase-mediated signal transduction
Molecular function (GO): GTPase activator activity; protein binding
Source: RefSeq, a predicted model, not a curated record